Messenger RNA from Pseudomassariella vexata, 3081 nucleotides. RefSeq lists its product as uncharacterized. The record is from RefSeq and is a predicted model, not a curated record. The coding region runs from base 425 to 2872 and encodes 815 amino acids. Lineage: Eukaryota; Fungi; Ascomycota; Sordariomycetes; Amphisphaeriales; Pseudomassariaceae. The transcript is spliced from 2 exons.
GGAUACUAACCUGAAGCACGUUGGUUCCUUUCCGGAAAGAUCCGAUUCCUUCGAUCUGGAUCCAAAUUCGUCUAUCUGGUUUGAAGGAGUUUCGAUCUACGUCAUAAGUCUUUGACUAGAUACCACGAAUCAAGGGCUGGCUGGUUCUGGCGGCAACGUGGGCAAUGCCCAUGUCUAAUUUAAACGAGCUAUCAAAUGAUGACAAGCAAGGAUGGCUUUGUUAUGUUCCAGGACGUCAAUGAAGGUCAUUUUGUCUCUCACAGAUGCCUUCAUGGGCAAGAGUCGAACACCAAGAACUACAUAUUGCGGCCCUCCCGUAUGCGCCAAGCUGUCUUAGUCAAGCAUAUCUCCAACUCCUACGUAACCUGUUGAACUCGAAUACAACUGACUACCAAACAUUGUCAGGAACAGUUACGUCCAAGUGAUGAUCCUGAGGUCGACGAGUACUAACUACUGCGAUGACUGGAACUUCAAAAUAGGAUUCACGAAAAAUCAGCCAACCAUGGAUGCCAGGAAGGUGAAGGGAAGGCCCGACAUUGUUGAGAAGUUAUCAAGUUCAGACAUUCAAAAAUUGACGAGCGUGCUUAAUCGACGACCCAAUUAUGGUAUCGCUCACCCAUCGGCAAAAUGGUUUGAGCGGCAGGAGAAGAAGAUUCGGGAGUGUCUGCCCCAGGCUGUCUUGGCGCCGGAUAUGAAGGAGCGUCUAUCGAUGCGCAUUGACAAGUAUGUCAGAGGGAUACCGAAACCACCAGCUGCGGUAUUGUGUCAGAGCCACAAGACGCUUAGCCCCUUCCUGAUACGCAGGAUACUCGCCCUGGUUGUCGCCGAGGUGACGCUACGCACUGAUGAUUUGCGUUCCUGGCCCAGGAAAAGCCCUUCGCUUGCGGCCUUCAUCACGAGGCUUGAUUCCGUCAAUGCCUACUGGAUGCCACCGGACGCCUUUUCAGGUGUGUUUGGGGCCAAUCCACGCGAUGACCGUCUCGUGCGAGUGGAAAACGGUUGCGAGGCCUGCAUUCUUGCGGUGGUAGGAGGCAAUGGACGGACUCUGGCCGACCUACGUGCUUGUCUCGCGGGCCGGAAGGUGUGCAAUUACUGGACUAGCUUUCUUGAGCACCCAAUGCAGGACAGUCACAGACCCAAGAGACGGCCCUCGCCAAGGUUGUUGCGUGUCGUGGAGGGAUGGAUUGAUUACUUGAAGCCAGGAGAUGCUGCUGAGGUCCGCUCAUGGAGUGAAGAUCUCAUUCGCGAGUUGAUGGGCCCCUUCAAAAGCCACAAGCUGUCGUGUGAUCAGGAAAAGGACGGAAAGGGAAACGCCAGGUCGAGGAGAUUGAAAGGUUCCAGUGGUCGUAGAAGCCACAAUGCCGACGAUAUUCCCUACAUGAGCCAGUCUGUGAAUAACACCGUUACACAGCGAGCUAUGGCCUCACUGCUCGAAGAUGCCGACACGAGUAGCAUCUAUCCAGUCGAAACCGUCAUUGCCGACACCGAGGAAUACGAAGACCAAGUACCGCCUGUGUUACCUGUGCCGAGCCCAAUGCGCCCAUCGCGUUACGAUAGCCCUGAUUUAUCGGGAGGACAACCGAGCUUGUCUGCCGAUCAAAAGCCUUGUGAAGGAUUGGCCGACCAGUUUGAGUACGACAUAUCUUUUCACAAUAAAGAGGACCAUAAUCCCUACUUCAGGAACUACGCUGGAGACCAGUGGUUGGAGGAGCAGUUUCCCGAAGAAGAACAACACCGACAGGAUAUCAGCGACUGGGGUGGCCAGGUUGCGCUGGCUCAGUCGCGAGUUAAUAUGUCCCAGGGGCAACGGGGCGGCAUCCACCCUGCGUUCUACCCCAAUGUGCCAACUCUGUACCAGGUCCCGUCCGCCGCCGUCCAGCCCUUGCAUCUCAAGCAGGAAGAACAGGACAUGGGCGCGAGGGCGGCAUGGCCUAAGUCGGAUCGUGCUGUCCAGCAAGUUAUGGAGCAAUUCGAGGAGGACCAUGUAGACACUACUUGGCACACCAACUUCAAGUGGGCCGUUGGCAACAUUUAUACGGCUGGUACUAUCCCCGCAGCUGGUUCGAGUACCAAAACACCACCCAUGCCACAGGUCCCAGCCAAAUACCGCCAGAAGCAGCCCAAGCGGGCCGCAGAUGAAAGUGAUUGCUCCGACCCUGAAUACUGGGACGAUGGCGAGGAUGGCGAGACCAUACCCACUGGCAUCACUGUACCGAGCUAUCCUCCUCCCCCUCCCGAACCCCAAAUAUCUCCCAUCGGCAACCCGGAUCAGUCUACCAUCUCAUCCCCUACAUACAACAACCUCUUCGCGCAAACCGCGCGCGAACCUCAGCCACAGCAAUUCCUCGGGCCUCCGCAUACCAUCAACAAGACCCCUCCGUCCCUAAGGAGCCAACCGGGAAACUUGAAUCGUACAUAUCUAUUCGAAGAUUCGGACCUGGAGACCAAACUAACAAUCAAUAACAAGAAAUAUCUGAGGUCACAUAAGCACGGCAUCAAGAAAGAGGUUACGCCCGAUAACCCGUUUGUUAAAAACGCAGUGAACCGCAACGCGAACAAACGGAGCGCCGCUCGCCCUGUCCCAGGCCCCAAUUUUAGCGCCGAAGAGUAUGACAACGGACCUACCACAUCGCAAGCCGGUGGGCCGAGGAUGGGGAUGCCGCUUAGUCGGGAGACUCUCGAAGCGCAGGAGCAGGAGUGGAGGGAGUCUCUCGGCAUCCGGGAGGAUGACGGCGAGUCUGCUUUAGGUCCUGAUGACUCUGCAUCUAAUAUUUUGUGGAAUAGCAGGGCUAAGCGUGUGAAUGAUAAGCGCGAGAGUCAGACUGUUACGCGGCUAGGCGACACUAUGCGGCAUUAUUCAAGGAAGAGGUAAGGAGCGGUCGAGCCGAGAAGAACUAAUAUGUUUGCUUCGUCAAAAUGUAUGAGUAGUGUUGUCGAGGUAUACAUACAAAUUAGUUUUCAUUUGUCCAUGUAAACCGAAGUUUUUGUCAUGCGUUUUUUUUUCAUCGUUCCCUCCUGUUGUAGUAAUGGGCUGUAUGUAGCAUGUAUGCAAUUCAGCAUCUUAAUGAAGUUGUGGCUCGC